Molecule: messenger RNA, 604 nt
Organism: Opisthorchis viverrini
Lineage: Eukaryota; Metazoa; Platyhelminthes; Trematoda; Opisthorchiida; Opisthorchiidae
Exons: 5
Source: RefSeq, a predicted model, not a curated record
CGAAGGAACAGAUCCCGAGGGAUAUCAUGUCCCCGGAUUGGCCGAUUUGAUUUGGGACAGAGAGCUUGCUGCUGAAUGUCGAAGGUGGGCGGAGACCUGCGUUUAUCAGUACGCCCAAAACAUCAACGCUGAAGAAAACUUGGCUUCCACAACGAACGUGAUUGGCGACCCGGUUCAACUGUGGUAUGCGUAUCGAAACAAAACUGGACAUUAUCGCAAGAUGGUGUCACCCACAGCAGUGUAUCUGGGGUGUCACAUGACGCGUUGCGCCGUUCUCCAACUCGUGCAAGCCGGUGUCAAUCAAACGAACGCAUAUUACACCGUGUGUCGCUACUCAACAAUAAAAACUAUGCCAACGGAAUAAAUGUGACUUUUGGAUCCGCCAGUAAACGCACGCAGUUUUAUUCUUGCCGAACACGGUAUGAACGAACUCACGCUACAGUAUGUUUGCUUAAAAUGUGCCUCAGUUUUGCGUCUCUAUUUUUUGAACUUUGCAUCGCAGCCGCGUAAUGGCAAAAGAACUGUAUUGUCAGACCUACACUUCUCUUGAUUUUUCUAAUGUUUAGCUGGGAAUGAGCCGAAUUAUUUUAUUCCAAAUUGUUUU